UAUUAUUUUUGUGCUUUGGUUAAUAUUGGAUCUGAUUUUGAUAAACACUAGAGUGCUGAAGUUAUAAUCUGAUCUACAUAAGUUGAAUGAUUUUUCUUGAUAUUCUUGAUGGGUUUUCAUGCCAAGUAUUAUUUGACAUGUUCUUUCAAUUAUUUCAAGCUUGAAUUGAGUUUUUUUUUUUGGGCAAAGUAAGCUAGAAUUGAGGUUGAUAAGAUCAUGAAUGAUGUUUAUACAUUGUACUUUUGGGUUGAUUUGUAUUUAAUAUGAUCAGGGAAGUGUUUUUAUUUUCUUUCUGAAUUUGAGUUUGUUUUCUCAUCAUUAUGAUUGGUGGUUCUGUUUUGGAGUGGAAGAUUAUAGCAAACAAUGAAGAUCAUUUAUGCAGUUUUACAUUUGUGGGUCCUUGGAUUAGGUUUCUAGACUGUAUUCAAUAUAUGAGAAGUCAAUAUUUGGUCUGACUACUAACACCCUCUCUUUGAUUUGUUAAAUUUUGGGUCUGAAAAUAAAGAUAGCUAGCCAAAGGAAACUAGGGUUUCUAUUUGAUCCUCUUUGACCAGAUGAAAAUUUAAGACAGCUUGGUGUUGCCAGAUCUAAUUGUGUGGAAAUAUAAGAAUACUCUGCAUUCUUGAAUAAUGGGAUCAUAUUUGAACUUCAAGAACUUUGGUGAAACACCACAACCAGAUGGAAGUGGCAUGAAGCCGGUAGGCAAUUUUCCAUUGGCCCGACAAUCUUCCAUAUACUCCUUGACCUUUGAUGAGUUUCAAAACACAUUAGGUGGAUUUGGAAAGGAUUUCGGAUCAAUGAACAUGGAUGAACUCUUAAAGAACAUUUGGACAGCUGAAGAGACUCAAGCCAUGGCAUCUUCUAGUGGUGUUGGAGAAGGGAAUGCCCUGGGUGGGAAUUUGCAGAGACAAGGCUCACUGACAUUGCCUCGCACGCUUAGUACGAAAACUGUCGAUGAGGUUUGGAGAGACUUUGUUAAAGAAACUACUGGCGGUGCAAAUGAUGGGGGCGGAAGUGUGAAUGGUGGGUCAAAUUUGCAGCAGCAGCAGCAGAGGCAGCCUACUUUGGGAGAGAUGACACUGGAGGAGUUCUUGGCAAGAGCGGGGGUAGUUAGAGAAGACACUCAACCGAUCACGAGGCCAAAUAAUAGUGGAUUUUAUGUUGAUCACUUAUCACAAACAAAUAACAACACCACCAGUCUGAAUGGUUUGACGUUUGGGUUUCAGCAAUCAGCUCAGAACAAUGUAGUCAUGGCUAAUCGGAUACCAGAGAACAAUAAUAUCAAUAAUUCAGUGCCUAAUCAGUCUUCUGGUUUACCACCGAAUGUCAGUGGAGUAAGAUCUUCUCAGCAACAAUUGCAGCAGAAUCAACAGCCACUUUUACCCAAGCAAGUCACGGUGGCGUUCACUUCUCCAAUGCCUUUAGUAAACAAUGCGCAACUGGCUAACCCUAACCCGGGAACAAGGGGUCCGGUUGUUAGAAUGGUAGAUCCUUCUACAAACAAUGGUUUAAUUCAAGGCAGUGUCCUGCAGACUGGAGGAGUGGUUAGCAUGACGGGUUUAGGCGCUCGGACUACUGCCAUGGUUGCAGCAGGAGGAUCUCCUGCAAGCCAGUUAUCUUCAGAAGGGGUUGCAAAGAGUAAUAAUAUGGAUACAUCGUCACUGUCACCACCUCCUUUAGUGUUUAGUGGAGGCGUGCGGGGAAGGAAAUGUGGUGGUACUUUGGAGAAAGCAAUGGAGAGAAGGCAUAGGAGAAUGAUUAAAAAUAGAGAGUCUGCUGCAAGGUCACGGGCUCGGAAACAGGCCUAUACCUUAGAAUUGGAAGCAGAAGUUGCAAAACUUAAAGAACUUAAUGAAGAGUUGCAGAAAAAACAGGAAGAUAUUAUGGAGAUGCAGAAAAAUCAGAUAUUGGAGACAAUGGAUAUGCCCUGGGGAAGUAAAAGACGAUGCUUGAGGAGAACGUUGACAGGUCCCUGGUAGAGUAGCGAGAAUGGAAGCAAGUUGCGGACGUGUGCUUAGAACAGAAGAACAGAGUUGUAGAAAGGGUGUUACCAGUGAAUGAAUGGUUGAAUACAAAAACUUUGGCCCUUUGUCAUGUAUAAGGAUUGAACAGAGUGUAUUGUGAUGAUUCAAAGUUCAAACCUUGUUGUAGGAAUGAUAAACAUUAUGUACAGAAACAGAGUUUUGUGUUGUAAAAUAUUGUGGGAUUGGAUUGAUCAUGUAGAUUGAACUUUCCCAGUUGUGUGAUCUCUGUUUUUUUGUGAACUUGUUGGAAUUUUGACCACCAUGAAGAUCAUUUUGGGUUGGCUUUUUCUGUGAAA
Camellia sinensis is the source of this 2320-nucleotide messenger RNA. Its product is annotated as ABSCISIC ACID-INSENSITIVE 5-like protein 5. The record is from RefSeq and is a predicted model, not a curated record. Gene Ontology annotation, biological process: positive regulation of DNA-templated transcription. Gene Ontology annotation, cellular component: nucleus. Gene Ontology annotation, molecular function: DNA-binding transcription factor activity. NCBI's taxonomy places the organism in Eukaryota, Viridiplantae, Streptophyta, Magnoliopsida, Ericales, Theaceae.